Messenger RNA from Rhodamnia argentea, 1285 nucleotides. Its product is annotated as U11/U12 small nuclear ribonucleoprotein 48 kDa protein-like. NCBI's taxonomy places the organism in Eukaryota, Viridiplantae, Streptophyta, Magnoliopsida, Myrtales, Myrtaceae. Bases 1 to 816 code for a protein of 271 amino acids. The transcript has 5 exons. The record is from RefSeq and is a predicted model, not a curated record.
AUGCAUGAAAGAGAUGCUGGCGGUAUCAAGAAGCAGCUUGAUAUUGAAGUGGAUGGAGUAGAUGGAACAGUGGUUGGAAACAUCAAUAAGAAGGUGAUUUUUGUGUCCCAGGUAGCUGCUGCUGUUGCAGCAUUGCAUGAGAGAUUCUUACUUGAGGUAAAAAUUAAGGCCUUACGGCAUUCUCAACAGGCUUCUAGAUAUCAGCGAAUGAUUGAGCAUGCUGAUAUAACCAAGAAAGCCAAUGAGGAGCGAGAAAAACGUCCUGAUUACAAACCUAUCAUAGACCACGAUGGGCUUCCUCGGCAGUGGUCAUCUAAUCAGGAAACGGGCAAGGCAAAGACCAGAGAGGAACUAUUGGCUGAAGAAAGAGAUUACAAGCGCAGAAGAAUGUCAUAUCGUGGCAAGAAGUCAAAGCACAAUAUUUCUGAGGUGAUGAGAGAUAUAAUAGAGGAUUAUAUGGGGGAAAUUAAGCAAGCUGGAGGUAUUGGAUGCUUCGAGAAAGGUCCUCAUAUUGGGGUUCAAUCAAAUGAAGUACCUUCAUCAUAUGAAAUUCCAGCAAAUGGCACCUUUGAGUUGUGUUAUGAACCUGAAGGGUACCCUGUUUAUUCUCAGAGAGGAUUAAGGACUAAUCAUGAUGUCACAUCUACUUCUAAUGUCAUUGGGGAUACUUAUUCUGAACAUGGAAAGUCUAAAAGAAGCUAUUCUCAUGACAAUCAACGUAAGAGUACUGGGGUGUACAAGCGUGAUAGAUACUAUUAUUCCCGAAGUCUAGAAAGGAAUGCUCAAAGUCUUUCACAUAAGAAUACCUAUUCAUAGGAUAGAAAGAGAAGAUGCAGAACUGACCAGAGAAAAACAUCAAGAGAUCAAAAGGUAAUACACCUGUAGAUCCCACCGAGGUGAGGACAGAUCAUCUUCUAGAAGUGACGUAGGUGGCAAUGACUGGAAUCGAGACUCCAGAGAUAGAAGGCGGCGAGAGGCUCAUGGAAGGCAUAAUUCAGAUGUCGUGCUUCAUGGUUUUGAUGAUAGAUAUAAUCCUUCCAAGUCAGAUGACCUAUCUGAAGUGUAGACGUUCAUGCUGGUAAAUGAAGUAGCCGCUAGAAUGAGGUUAAUAUUGAAAUACCAAAGGAAAAUAACCUUUUUAAGACAUUCUUACGAGGUUCUCUCCUUGUCAGGUUAUCAUCGUCUACCUCGAAAAUGAAUUUACAACUCACAAAUGCCAUGUGGUGCAGCUGCUAAGUUUCUUUGACAGGUGAUGCGGAGAAGCUGCAGUGACUCAUUUCUUUCU